UCCGCGCCCUGCGUGCCGGCUCCUGCUUCCUCGCCUCCUACGGUCUCAGUUACCCUCCGCGGAGUGGGCGCGCGGAGUGCACGGGAGAGCAGGAGGCGUGGUGCAAGGGAGAACGGAUGUGUGAGCGGCCCCCCGGACCCCGAGCUUGGACCCUGCCGUGACAGGCCCACACCAUGCGAAGCCUCCUUGGCGCGCUCUGGCUCGCUCUGGCUUGCGGCUCUGCUCACGGCACCCUAUCGAAGUCCGACGCCAAAAAGGCCGCCUCCAAGACGCUGCCGGAGAAGACUCAGGUUGCGGGCGCGCCCGUCCAGGAGCGGGGUCUGGUGGUGACAGACCUCAGAGCCGAGGACGUGGUCCUUGAGCAUCGCAGCUACUGCUCCGCGAAGGCCCUCAGGAAGCACUUUGCCGGGGACGUCCUGGGCUACGUCACUCCAUGGAACAGCCACGGCUACGACAUCGCCAAGAUCUUUGCGGGCAAGUUCACCCACGUGGCGCCCGUGUGGCUGCAGCUGAGGCGGCACGGCCGCGAGAUGUUCGAGGUCACAGGCCUCGACGACGUGGACCAAGGGUGGAUGCGAGCUGUCAGGAAGCAGACCAAGGGCCUCCGCAUAGUGCCUCGGCUCCGGUUUGAGGACUGGACGUACGAGGACUUCCGGAACGUCCUGGACAGCGAGGACGAGAUAGAGGAGCUCAGCAGGACUGUGGUCCAGGUGGCCAAGAGCCAGCGCUUCGAUGGCUUCGUGGUGGAGGUCUGGAACCAGCUGCUGAUCCAGAAGCACGUGGGCCUCAUUCACAUGCUCACCCACGUGGUCGAGGCGCUGCACCAGGCCCGGCUGCUGGCCCUCCUGGUCAUCCCCCCCGCCAUCGCCCCCGGGACCAACAAGCUGGGCGUGUUCACGCACAAGGAGUUUGAGCAGCUGGCGCCCCUGCUGGACGGCUUCAGUCUCAUGACCUACGACUACUCCACGGCGCAGCAGCCUGGCCCCAACGCACCGCUGUCCUGGGUGCGGGCCUGUGUCCAGGUCCUGGACCCCAAGUCCCGGUGGCGGAGCAAGAUCCUGCUGGGGCUCAACUUCUACGGCAUGGACUACGCAGCCUCCAAGGACGCCCGUGAGCCCAUCAUUGGGGCCAGGUACAUCCAGACGCUGAAAGACCACAGGCCCCGGAUCACGUGGGACGGCCAGGCCGCAGAGCACGUCUUCGAGUACAAGAAGAACCGCGGCGGGAGGCACAUCGUCUUCUACCCGACGCUGAAGUCCUUGCAGGUGCGGCUGGAGCUGGCCAGGGAGUUGGGCGUCGGGCUGUCCAUCUGGGAGCUGGGCCAGGGCCUGGACUACUUCUACGACCUGCUGUAGGCUGGGCCUGGACCGGCCUGCACAAUAAAGACUCUUCUUUGCCUUC
Messenger RNA from Phacochoerus africanus (Common warthog), 1401 nucleotides. It is a transcript of the gene CHID1, whose product is annotated as chitinase domain containing 1. The record is from RefSeq and is a predicted model, not a curated record. Bases 174 to 1355 code for a protein of 393 amino acids. Gene Ontology annotation, cellular component: extracellular region. Lineage: Eukaryota; Metazoa; Chordata; Mammalia; Artiodactyla; Suidae. Gene Ontology annotation, biological process: carbohydrate metabolic process. Gene Ontology annotation, molecular function: chitin binding; oligosaccharide binding. The transcript is spliced from 13 exons.